Messenger RNA from Endocarpon pusillum Z07020, 1026 nucleotides. RefSeq lists its product as uncharacterized. The record is from RefSeq and is a predicted model, not a curated record. The coding region runs from base 1 to 1026 and encodes 341 amino acids. The transcript is spliced from 2 exons. Lineage: Eukaryota; Fungi; Ascomycota; Eurotiomycetes; Verrucariales; Verrucariaceae.
AUGAACCCGGACUCUGAUGCCCUUAAGCCUGACCACCACAACGACACCAAAGCCGAUGACGCUCAGCCCGAACCCUCCAACUCCGGUUCCAUCUCACCAGCAGACACCGACGACGAGCUAGAUCUGAAAGGCUAUCUCCGCUUCCGAGCCCAGUCCAGACUCAACGAAGCCCGUGUACGGCUCCUCUCCAACAUCCAAGGCACGGAACGCCACAACGUGCUUCUCACGCGCAUGGACCGAUCUUCCGGCGAGCUCUCCUGGCCCCAGCCCCGAGGCGAGGAACGAAGGGUCCUCACCGAUCAAGCGAUACUGGAGACGCGCACGAAUCCGCAACAACGGCAUCGUCAGCGGCAGGCGCGGAACAAGGAUCCGGCGAUGGUGUUGCGAAGAAAACACGCGGUGGAGACGUGGAAGGAGAAUGCCCGUACCGGGAGAAUGGACUGGAGGGAGGCCAGGCCGGUCAUCGAGAGUGCGCUUGCCUCUUUUGGCUACGAGGAUUUCCGGCCAGAGCUCGCAUCUCGCAGGCGGCAGAUGCGGACCCGGAUCCAGACCCUGGACCCAUCUGGGCCCCCCAGCGCCACCGAAGGUUCGGAAGGGCAAGGGCAAGAGCAUGGGCCACAGCAGCCCACCGACGCCGCGCCCACAGCUGCGACACAAGCCACCCUCCCGCCCUUACCAACCCCCUCACAGAUCCUCCCCCUGAUCCCCCCUUCGGGCAUGCACGCCCAAACCCUUCUCAACCACUUCGCCUCCGUCCUCAUCGACCCCUCCUCACCAAUCACGACGGAGCGGCGGAAAGUAGCAUUCCUAGCCAUCCUCCAGGGGAUUCUGGUGUUAGAUUCUGCGACCAAAAUGGUGUACAGACCGGUGAGUGCGUUGGUCCACUGGGGCCCAUAUAAGAAGAAGAAGAAGAAGAAGAAGAAGAAGAAGAAGAAGAAGAAGAAGAAGAAGAAGAAGAAGAAGAAGAAGAAGAAGAAGAAGAAGAAGAAGAAGAAGAAGAAGAAGAAGAAGAAGGAAGAGGGUUGA